AAUAUGAAAUGUUUUAAAUAACCACUGUUCAAAAUAAGCACUUGUCUGUUUGUCCCGACAAGUGAAAAUCUGCUCGGACAAGCAAAAUGUACCUCAACGGUUGUCCAGUGGACAGUAAAACUGUUCAAUUAUGUCAAUAUGUAGAAGAACCACAUCUACGUCCCUUCGGACGUAGCCCAGUGGUAAAUGCUUGUUUGAUGCACAGUCAGUUUGGGAUCAAUCCCCAUCGGAGGGCCCAUUGGGCUAUUUCUUGUUCCAGCCAGUGCACCACAACUGGUAUAUCAAAGGCCGUAGUAUGUCACUAUGUGCUAUCCUGUACCUUAAUUGCUACCGUCCCGUCUUGCCACUUCAUGGUACUCACCAAUUCGGGGUAUUUCCCAAAAACGUCAUAUCUCGCGACAGUUCAUGUGUACUGCGCCACCUAGCGAACGUUUCUGAAGAGAAAGCGUCCCUGGAUACCGGAGAACAAAAUGUUCAAGAUUGCAUCAAUUAAUGUAAGUAUUAUUAAACUACAUUGUCAAACAAGUAAAAUACAUUGUUCUUACCAAAAUGCAUUUUAUACCAUUGAGCAAAAUAAAGUACCGAAGUUAGUACAAGACCUGUAACAUGAAAAUGUAUGCAUCGUCUGCUCUACCUUGUUAUUGUAAAUUAUAAUCACAUGACAUAUGUGACGUGGCUUUCGCCAAUUUUUGAAACUAUGGAAUCGCAUAAGGGCUAUCUCUUAUAUCUGAUUCCUUGUGUUUUUUUAGGAUUUCACGUCACGUCAUAAAAAGCGCUAUCAAUCAUAUAGCCCUACUCAACUUAAAAAUGCAUAUGCAGAUGUCACUCAAAAGGGAACUUCUGUAUAUAAGGCUGCCAGGCUGUAUUCCGUUCCUGAACAAACACUCAGAGACAGAAUAUGCGGGAUUAUUUCCCCAGACACGACAAGGUCCGGACCUGGUCCAAUGUUUUCCUUGGAAGAAGAAAACAAACUGGCAGAACAUUUGAAGUUGAUGGCGUCUGUUGGCUAUGGCUACACAAGAGCGCAGGUUUUAAAUCUUGGAACUGACUAUGCCACCCACUUAAACAAACGGCCACACGAUUGCAACUCUCUUUCUCUACAGUGGUUUUAUGGGUUCAUGGGAAGAUGGCCAGAAUUAAAGUUGAGAAGACCCAAAUCCUUGUCAGAGCUUCGAGCCUACGCUACUUCAGAGGAAAGCAUAACGAAAUACUUUGAUGAACUGGAGACAAUUCUUGAAAAGUAUGACCUCAAAUCAUCUCCUGAAAACAUAUAUAACGUGGAUGAGAAGGGAAUUAGUAUGACUCACGCACCUCCGUAUGUUGUAGGAUCCACAGACGAAGUUCCAAUUGAAAUAUCGCCAGAAAGAUCAUCCACAGUCACUAUGAUAGGGUGUGGCAAUGCACUGGGUCAACAAAUCCCACCAUAUUUCAUUUUUCCUGGGGCUCGAAUGCGCCAAGAACUAUUAGAAGGAGCCACCAUUGGUACGAAUGGCACUGUUAGUAAGUCAGGAUGGUCCAAUUCAGACAUAUUUCAAACAUGGCUUGUAGAUCAUUUUGCGAAGUACGCAAAAGUUGGUGGAGAUAAGAAGACAUUAUUGUUGUAUGAUGGUCACAGAUCCCAUAUUUCACCUUAUUUGGUUGACUUUGCAGUGCGGAAUGGAAUCAUCCUGUUUGUUCUACCACCUCAUACAAGCCAUAUCCUUCAGCCGAUGGAUGUGGGUUGUUUUGGACCGUUUUCUAAAGUUUUCAGUGAUGAAUCUCGAAAAUGGCAACGUUCUCAUUCUGGAACUCUCACCCGCUACAAUGUCUGCUCUAUUGCACGUCGAGCUUACGACAUCUCGCUGAAUCCCAGGAAUCUUCAGAGUGCUUUCAGGAAGAGUGGGAUUUAUCCAUUUAACCCAAUAGCAAUUGAUUCAUCUCUGUUGAAACCUGCCCAGUAUGCCAAAAAGAGAAGAGCUGAACAAUCUACAGAAACUGCGAGUAACAAUGCCGAUAUUUCUCAACCACAAGACAGAAACACUGUUAACAAUUUCUUUUCAAGUCACCUGCCAAUUGUACACCACGAUAAACCCAAUCAGUCUAAACCCAGGCGUUCAGUUCACAAGUUGUUGGUGGAAAACCAAUUACAGAGCCAGAUGUAUCAUCCCAACUGUAUGAAUGUCUCUUCCUCUAAAAAACCCAAAGUUGUUUCUUCAAGAAAAACAAAAGCUGUAGUACCAAUUAAAAAAUCAAAUUCACCGCAGCCAGGGCCCUCAGGAGUUGAUAACGGGCUGAUAUCAAGUGACAACUUCUCGGAAUCGGAAACUGAAGAUGACGAAAAGUGUUGUGUUUGUGGGCUUUUUCAACCAGUUGAAUUAAAAAGAUGCACUUCACUGGUAUUUACUCUGUGGGGACAGUGCAUGUUCCAAAACUGUAAUCACUGGGUUCAUUUAAAGUACUGCUGUGAUGUACGAUGUCUACGACGACAUGACGUGUUUUUCUGCCCGUGUCAUGGCUUGCCAUGCAAGCAGGAAGAAUAAACAUACAUGUAUCUUCGAGCAGCUGUGAAGAAACCAGAC
Gigantopelta aegis is the source of this 2558-nucleotide messenger RNA. RefSeq lists its product as uncharacterized. The record is from RefSeq and is a predicted model, not a curated record. The transcript has a single exon. The coding region runs from base 945 to 2519 and encodes 524 amino acids. NCBI's taxonomy places the organism in Eukaryota, Metazoa, Mollusca, Gastropoda, Neomphalida, Peltospiridae. Gene Ontology annotation, cellular component: nucleus. Gene Ontology annotation, molecular function: DNA binding.